Molecule: messenger RNA, 1588 nt
Organism: Cuscuta epithymum
Lineage: Eukaryota; Viridiplantae; Streptophyta; Magnoliopsida; Solanales; Convolvulaceae
Source: the annotation of a GenBank genome assembly
GUGAGUUGUAUUAGAUUAUUUGUAGCCUAUAACAGUAUAACUGUAACCUAUUCGGCCAGAUUGGAUCUUGUCCUCUUGCGAUUUAGGCAACCAGCGAAGAGCCGAAGAACGAACGAAGCUAUCAACCCAGAGUGUAUCUGUGUAAUUGCAUGAUGGCAAAAACAAAGCGUACAAGUACACUCCAUGAAAAGACGCCUAAAGUGAGUCAUAUGCGGAAGAGAGGAGUUGGUAUCAGGGCCAAAAGGCCUGGCAGCAAACCUUCAACUCAAAAGAGAUUAACCAAAUUACAGAAGGAACAAAUGCAGUGGGAUGAGGAAUUUCAUAAAUUAUCAGAAUUUGCGUUAAGAGACUACAAUGAUAAACAUGGAACAGACUUGGUGUUAUGUAGCAUUUUGCGCUACGAAACUUUUGGUGCCCGGCGUGGUUAUACUGUGGGCUUUGAGCGAAGAUUCACACACUGGACUCAUAUCAACUUUUAUGCUAGGCGCAUUGAUGCUGAUCCCAGUGACAAACCACUGCUUUUGUUCGCUGAACUAUAUUUAGGCUUUGAUGAAGACAAUAAGAAUGUUCUUGCUCGAUUGUCGCUUGUUACACCUAUGGGGAAUGAGUCUGGUUGUUCACGUUGCCCAUCUCCCAUCAUUCAGCAUCCGUCUCAUGAAUUUCAUGGAGGUUUUAUGCAGAAUUGUCUAUUGAAGGGAGUUGAGGGCAUGGAGAGUAUCGGCAGAACUAGGUCUGUUCAAAAGACAGCGACCAAAAAACGGACCCAUGACAUUUCUGAUUUGGCAAAAUUUGCAUUAGAAGAUUACAAUAAAAAGCAUGGAACAAAGUUGGAGUAUGUUAAGGCCGUGGAGCGCAAUAGUUUUUCAUGCAUGGGUCUUUCUAUGGACUUCAGAGAAAGGUAUACAAGCUGGGAGCAUAUGAAUUUUGUGGCUAGACGCCGUAAGGGUGAUGGUAGCUAUGAAGACCUGUUUUUGUUUGCUGAACUCUAUUUAGGAGAUGGUGAAAAUAAACAUGUGCUCGCCACAUUGUCAGCUGUGAAUGAGAAUCUUACUCUUAAUGAGAGUGGAUGUCUCUAUUGCCCAAAUACCAUUCGUCACCCUGGUCAUCAUUAUCUGUAUUGUGAUGUUAGUUGUUACAAACGGUGUGUCUGGACAAAAAGGAAUACAUGACUCCUCUAUGGAAUGCCAUGGACUUGUGUUGCCAUCAUCACUGAUGUUCUUGCACGUUUCUACUAAUUUCCAGUAGCCUACAUGAAGUGGUAAUCCCUACUUUGCUGGAAUGGUCAACCUGUAAACAUUUUGAACUCUAGUUAGCACUUUCAAGUUCUGUAAUCACGAUUGCAGCCAUGACUUAGCUGAGUAUUGUGUAUCAUUGUUGGAAAGGAAAGAUGCGUAAGGUGUCAUGAUCUGUAUUCCGUAAUCCGCAUUAUUCUUGAAUGUGAAUUUGCAUUGGACGCUAAGUUCGACAUAAGUAAUUGGUUCUGUACUUUCUCUAUAUAUGAUUGCAAUCAUUAUCGGUUUUUAGUUUUAGCAUUUGUAACUUUAUUAUAUAAUGCUUCGUUCAGAAAUUGGAAUGCAGUGAUUUGCCA